Molecule: messenger RNA, 3529 nt
Organism: Helianthus annuus (common sunflower)
Lineage: Eukaryota; Viridiplantae; Streptophyta; Magnoliopsida; Asterales; Asteraceae
Product: receptor-like protein 14
Exons: 8
Coding region: 1-3378 (1125 amino acids)
Molecular function (GO): protein binding
Source: RefSeq, a predicted model, not a curated record
AUGGAGCAUAAAGUAUGGUUAUCUUGGUUGUUGGUGAUGUCAACGAUAACUAUAUUUCUGGGCCUUGGAUCACAAGGGGUUUGUGUUGAAGAGGAACGAAAGGCGCUACUAGAAAUCAAAGCCUCGCUUAUGAAUACAUAUGAAUAUGGAGCAGAUGUCGUUCUUCGCACUUGGGUUGGUCAUGGAGAGUGUUGUGAUUGGGAGAGGGUCAAGUGUAACACGACCAUUGGGCGUGUGACAACCCUUUCUUUGCAGUAUCUCGACGAGAACUUGAAUGUUGGCUCGAUGGUUGAAUCCGAAGACAGUAUGAAAAAGUUAUGGUCUUUGAAUGUUUCUCUAUUUCUUCACUUUGAAGAGCUGAGAAGCCUCAAUUUAUCAUGGAAUUAUCUUGAUAAUCGGAUUCUAAACAAAGAGAUUAAAAAGUUUUCGAGUUUGAAGAAGUUAGAGAUAUUGGAUCUCAGUUCGAAUUCUCAAAUUGACAAUGCUAUCCUUCCUUCUUUGACUACAAUAACUUCACUUCGAGUUUUAGAUCUCAGCCACACUGGAUUUGAAGGACCCUUCCCUACCAAUGAACUUGAGGCUUUGGAAAACUUGGAAAUGUUGGAUCUAUCUAUGUGCGCCAUUAACGGUUUUAAAAGGGCUUUGAGAUUGAAUAAGUUGGAGACUUUAAUUCUUGGACAAAAUAAUUUCAAUGAGAGCAUUAUAUCAUCUCUUAAAUUUCUUCCAUCGCUUAAAAACUUGGAUCUCAGUGGGAAUGAGCUAUCUGGACCAUUUCCACCUCAAGAAUUAACUCAAAUGACUAGCUUGGAGAAGUUGGAUUUAAGUUCUAAUUGGCUCGAUAGCGCACCAAAUAUUCGAGGUUGUAAGAGCUUAUCAAGGUUGAAGAGUUUAAAGAGUAUAGCACUUGCAGAUAUUGAUUUCUAUGAUGGCAAGAGAAUCCUAUCAUGUUUGAAUGUCAUCCCAUUCCUCAAGAUUCUUGAUCUUAGUAGUUCUUUUUGGUUGAAAAGUCCUAUUCCCAUCCAAGCAUUGGCAUCUUUUCACAAUCUGGAGGUCUUAGAUUUGAGUUACAACAACUUUGUUGGAAGCAUCCCUUCAACAAUAAAGUUGUUAUAUUCUCUUAAGGUUAUCUCAUUCGCCAACAAUACACUCACUGGAUCCUUACUACCGGAUCAUGGGUUGUGUGAGUUGAAGAACCUCCAGGAGUUGGAUCUUAGUCGAAACAUGUUAACUGGAAACCUGCCUAAAUGUUUAAGCACAUUAUCGUCUCUUAAGUUAUUGGAUAUUUCUUCAAAUCAAUUCACGGGAAUGCCUGAUCGACCACUUAUUGCUAAUCUCACGGCUCUUGAGUAUAUUGAUUUCAGUCAUAACAACUUUGAAGGUUCAUUCUCAUUCAAUGCGUUCUCCAAUCUUAAAAACCUCACGGUUGUUAGGUUUAUAAGCGACAAUGGCAAAUUUGAGAUGGAAACAGAAGAUCCUGUAGGUUGGAUUCCACUUUUCCAGCUAAAAUUUCUGAUGUUACCUAAUUGCAAUAUAAACAGGCCUAAAGGAAGUGUUUUUCCUAGUUUUCUAAUUCAUCAAAACGAGUUACGCGUGUUAGACCUAUCUCACAACUCGUUGAAGGCACAUUUUCCAAAUUGGUUGAUUAACAAUAACCCCAUGCUAGAAGUUCUUAAUCUAAGGAACAAUUCACUUAGUGAUACUUUUAGUUUUCCAUUAUACGAGAAUGCGAAUGCAUGGUGGAUAGAUAUCUCUGCAAAUCACAUCAUUGGUACUAUUCCGAGUAGUAUACAAAAGUUUUCUCCUUAUAUAGCUCAUUUAAAUUUGUCCAGAAAUUCUUUAAGUGGUCCUAUCCCAUCUUCGGUUGGUGAUUUGAAUGAUUUAUUCGCGUUGGAUUUAUCCGAUAAUGAGUUAUCAGGAGAAGUACCAAAGGGAUUGUUUACAAAUACAUCUGCAUUGACUUUAUUACAUCUAUCAAACAAUAAAUUGUAUGGGGAGGUACUUUCAGGAAACCUAACUAUAGGAAGAAUCCAAAUGCUUCACCUAAAUGAUAACUAUUUCACAGGGAAAAUAGGAAAUGUCACCAACGAUCUCACCUUAUUGGAUAUUAGUAAUAACCUUUUCACAGGUGUUGUCCCUGUUUGGAUAAGCAACAUGGAGGACAGUUCUCAACUUCUGAUGAAUAAUAAUAUGUUGGAAGGCCAAUUUCCUUGUGGAACGGCUUCUUUCGAAUUUCUUGACAUCUCACAUAAUUUUUUCUCGGGGCCCAUCCCAACCUGCUUAAAUUUGCAAUAUGUGGAGCAUCUUCAUUUGGGUUCCAAUAGAUUUACUGGAUCUAUACCCAACUCCUUUCGUAAUUUGACGAAUGUUUUAACUAUGGACAUCGGCAACAAUUACUUAUCCGGAAGGAUCCCUAAAUAUUUUGGCGAACUACAUAACUUAAGGAUUCUUCUUAUGAGAGAAAAUAACUUUAGUGGUCAUAUUCCAAAGCAAUUAUGCCAACCGCGUGUUGUGAGUUUGUUAGAUUUAUCUGGUAACUCCCUUUCUGGUUCAAUUCCAAGCUGCUUAAAAAUUGUUACCGGUCCAAGUUACAUUGCUUUAGUACCUUCAUAUUGGUGGUCAUAUCCUAGGGACUUAUUCUACAGACAUGCAAGUGUUCUAGGUAAAGAGCUUUCUGUACACAAUGACCAAGAAGCAUUGGGAUCUCUUGAGGAAGUUCAUUUUACUACAAAAAGCAUGUCUAGGCCUUACAAAGGUAAUGUCCUUGAAUAUAUGACGGGUUUAGAUCUAUCAUGUAACAUGUUGACAGGUGAAAUCCCAAAGCAAAUAGGGUUAUUAAACCAGAUUCGCACUUUGAACUUGUCGAACAAUCACCUGUUUGGUCCGAUUCCAGUGAACUUCUCAAAUCUUGCGAGCAUAGAGAGCUUGGACCUUUCUUCAAAUAAUCUGAGUGGUGAUGUUCCAUCAGAAUUGAUUAACCUGCCAUUUCUAGCAGUUUUUAAUGUUUCGUAUAACAAUCUAUCAGGCAAACUGCCAGAGAUGAAAGGACAAUUUAGCACUUUCACCACUGCAAGCUAUGAAGGGAAUCCACUUCUAUGUGGACCUCCACUCGAGAAGAAAUGCACGUCUACAGCACCACCAAUGGGCGUUCCAUCAGCUAAAGAAGACAAUGACGAAUGGUAUGAUAUCGAUACGGUAUGGUUUGUUGCAAGUUUAGGUUCAACAUGGGUUGUUUUCUUGUUGGGAUUUGCUGGAGUUAUGUACACCAAUCCUCGUUGGCGUAGAAUGUGGUUUUGUUUCGUCGAAGAAUGUAUGUUUACAUUUUAUUAUUUCCUAAUUGAUUUGGUAAGUAGGCCCUCUGUGCUCUUAUUUAGACGAUAAAGGCAAAAUUCCUUAGAAUAUAUGUACCAUGUGAGUCCAAAUACCUGUAUUGUAUGAGUGAAUAUGUAAUUGUAUUUAAGUGAUAAAAAUUAUGUGUAAAACGGUUGAAAUUUGAAUGCAAUGUUUAAAACAUAAAAUUCAACUUUUGUAA